Molecule: messenger RNA, 1272 nt
Organism: Penicillium canescens
Lineage: Eukaryota; Fungi; Ascomycota; Eurotiomycetes; Eurotiales; Aspergillaceae
Product: CaiB/BaiF CoA transferase family protein
Exons: 1
Coding region: 1-1272 (423 amino acids)
Molecular function (GO): catalytic activity
Source: RefSeq, a predicted model, not a curated record
AUGAGAUCGCCUCUCCCCCUUGCUUGCCGGCCCUUGGGCCUGUUCAACGCAGUCCAGCCUGCGGGGUCUACAUAUAUUUCUUCGCGUCUGUACUCUAGUGGCUCAGGAGGUCAUCGUCCUCUGCCUCUUGCUGGCGUGACGGUAGUCAGUCUUGAGCAAGCCAUCGCGGCACCCUUUUGCACACGACAGCUUGCCGAUCUCGGAGCCCGCGUUAUUAAAGUUGAACGACCUGGUGUCGGAGAUUUUGCCAGGCAUUAUGAUACAAGGGUCUCAGGACUAGCAUCGCAUUUUGUGUGGACAAAUCGCAGCAAAGAGAGUUUAGCAUUAGACCUUAAGGAUGAAAAGGACCAUGCCGUUCUCAUGAAACUCCUCGGCAAGGCCGACGUGCUCGUCCAGAACCUGGCCCCAGGUGCCAGUGCCCGAUUGGGACUCUCUCAUGAGAAUUUGAAGAGGGAUCACCCCGGUCUUAUCGUUUGCGAUAUUAGUGGAUACGGGCAAAAUGGUCCUUACAUGAAAAAGAAAGCGUACGACCUUCUCAUACAGAGCGAGGCAGGCAUAUUGUCAGUGACUGGCACCGGGAAGGAGCCCGCAAAGGUUGGAAUCAGCAUUGCGGAUAUUGCAGCGGGAAUGUACGCUUAUAGCAAUAUUCUCUCAGCACUGUUACAGCGUGGGAAGGAUGGUCUGGGCUGCCACAUUGAUAUCUCUAUGCUCGAGAGCAUGGUAGAGUGGAUGGGUUUCCCGAUGUACUACGCCUUUGAGGGUGCCCCCGGUCCGGUACCAGCAGGAGCUUCACAUGCCGCAAUUUAUCCUUACGGUCCUUUUGAAACUGGAGAUGGACAGUCAGUCAUGCUUGGCAUUCAAAAUGAACGCGAGUGGCAAAACUUCUGCACGAAAGUUCUCUCACAACCCGAACUGGCCACCGACACGCGUUUCUCGAGCAACUCCCUGCGGGUUCAAAAUCGGGAUGCCCUCAAGGAAACCAUUCAUGACGUAUUCUCAGAAUUCACGGCAGAAGAAACUAUUACCCUGUUGGAAGAAGCAUCAAUCGCCAAUGCUAAUGUCAAUGAUAUGCAGAGUGUCUGGGAGCAUGCCCAACUAAAAGCCCGCGAUCGUUGGACCCAAGUGCAGACUCCCGCCGGUGCUGUCCCAGCUCUUUUGCCUCCUGGAUCGACCAAAUCAGCUGAUAGGGGUGGGUAUGGCGCCCAGAUGGGCCCCAUUCCGAAGGUUGGAGAACACAACGAGGCCAUACUCGCGGAAUUGGGUCUGGCUUGA